Mytilus trossulus (common blue mussel) is the source of this 2979-nucleotide messenger RNA. Its product is annotated as zinc finger protein 728-like. The coding region runs from base 1 to 2979 and encodes 992 amino acids. The record is from RefSeq and is a predicted model, not a curated record. The transcript has 4 exons. Lineage: Eukaryota; Metazoa; Mollusca; Bivalvia; Mytilida; Mytilidae.
AUGACUCCUUUUGCAUCACGCAUUUAUCUUGUAGAAAACAAACGAUGGUUAUGUUAUAAUGUAGAUUUGACGAUAGACAGAAAACAUCAUGCAGGUCAAGUAAAAAAACCAUAUAAAGUAGAUGUUGUUCUAGACCUGGGUUCUAGACCAUAUAAAGUAGAUGUUGUUCUAGACCUGGGUUCUAGACCAUAUAAAGUAGAUGUUGUUCUAGACCUGGGUUCUAGACCAUAUAAAGUAGAUGUUGUUCUAGACCUGGGUUCUAGACCAUAUAAAGUAGACGUUGUUCUAGAACUGGGUUCUAGACCAUAUAAAGUAGAUGUUGUUCUAGACCUGGGUUCAAGACCAUAUAAAGUAGACGUUGUUCUAGACCUGGGUUCUAGACCAUAUAAAGUAGAUGUUGUUCUAGACCUGGGUUCUAGACCAUAUAAAGUAGACGUUGUUCUAGACCUGGGUUCUAGACCAUAUAAAGUAGAUGUUGUUCUAGACCUUGACCUGGGUUCUAGACCAUAUAAAGUAGACGUUGUUCUAGACCUGGGUUCUAGACCAUAUAAAGUAGAUGUUGUUCUAGACCUGGGUUCUAGACCAUAUAAAGUAGAUGUUGUUCUAGACCUGGGUUCUAGACCAUAUAAAGUAGAUGUUGUUCUAGACCUGGGUUCUAGACCAUAUAAAGUAGAUGUUGUUCUAGACCUGGGUUCUAGACCAUAUAAAGUAGAUGUUGUUCUAGACAUGGGUUCUAGACCAUAUAAAGUAGACGUUCUUCUAGACCUGGGUUCUAGACCAUAUAAAGUAGACGUUGUUCUAGACCUGGGUUCUAGACCAUAUAAAGUAGACGUUGUUCUAGACCUGGGUUCUAGACCAUAUAAAGUAGACGUUGUUCUAGACCUGGGUUCUAGACCAUCUAAAGUAGAUGUUGUUCUAGACCUGGGUUCUAGACCAUAUAAAGUAGAUGUUGUUCUAGACCUGGGUUCUAGACCAUAUAAAGAAGAUGUUGUUCUAGACCUGGGUUCUAGACCAUAUAAAGUAGACGUUGUUCUAGACCUGGGUUCUAGACCAUAUAAAGUAGAUGUUGUUCUAGACAUGGGUUCCAGACCAUAUAAAGUAGACGUUGUUCUAGACCUUGGUUCUAGACCAUAUAAAGUAGACGUUGUUCUAGACCUGGGUCCUAGACCAUAUAAAGUAGACGUUGUUCUAGACCUGGGUUCUAGACCAUAUAAAGUAGACGUUGUUCUAGACCUGGGUUCUAGACCAUAUAAAGUAGAUGUUGUUCUAGACCUGGGUUUAAGACCAUAUAAAGUAGAUGUUGUUCUAGACCUGGGUUCUAGACCAUAUAAAGUAGAUGUUGUUUUAGACCUGGGUUCUAGACCAUAUAAAGUAGAUGUUGUUCUAGAUUUGGGUUCUAGACCAUAUAAAGUAGACGUUGUUCUAGACCUGGGUUCUAGACCAUAUAAAGUAGAUGUUGUUCUAGACCUGGGUUCUAGACCAUAUAAAGUAGAUGUUGUUUUAGACCUGGGUUCUAGACCAUAUAAAGUAGAUGUUGUUCUAGAUUUGGGUUCUAGACCAUAUAAAGUAGACGUUGUUCUAGACCUGGUUUCUAGACCAUAUAAAGUAGGCGGUGUUCUAGACCUGGGUUCUAGACCAUAUAAAGUAGACGUUGUUCUAGACCUAGGUUCUAGACCAUAUACAGUAGACGUUGUUCUAGACCUGGGUUCUAGACCAUAUAAAGUAGAUGUUGUUCUAGACCUGGGUUCUAGACCAUAUAAAGUAGACGUUGUUCUAGACCUGGGUUCUAGACCAUAUAAAGUAGAUGUUGUUCUAGACCUGGGUUCUAGACCAUAUAAAGUAGAUGUACAUGUUGUUCUAGACCUUGGUUCUAGACCAUAUAAAGUAAACGUUGUUCUAGACCUGGGUUUUCGACCAUAUAAAGUAGAUGUUGUUCUAGACCUGGGUUCUAGACCAUAUAAAGUAGAUGUUGUUCUAGACCUGGGUUCUAGACCAUAUAAAAUAGAUGUUGUUCUAGACCUAGGUUCUAGACCAUAUAAAGUAGAUGUUGUUCUAGACCUGGGUUCUAGACCAUAUAAAGUAGACGUUGUUCUAGACCUGGGUUCUAGACCAUAUAAAGUAGAUGUUGUUUUAGACCUGGACCUGGGUUCUAGACCAUAUAAAGUAGAUGUUGUUCUAGAUUUGGGUUCUAGACCAUAUAAAGUAGACGUUGUUCUAGACCUGGGUUCUAGACCAUAUAAAGUAGAUGUUGUUCUAGACCUGGGUUCUAGACCAUAUAAAGUAGAUGUUGUUUUAGACCUGGGUUCUAGACCAUAUAAAGUAGAUGUUGUUCUAGAUUUGGGUUCUAGACCAUAUAAAGUAGACGUUGUUCUAGACCUGGUUUCUAGACCAUAUAAAGUAGGCGGUGUUCUAGACCUGGGUUCUAGACCAUAUAAAGUAGACGUUGUUCUAGACCUAGGUUCUAGACCAUAUACAGUAGACGUUGUUCUAGACCUGGGUUCUAGACCAUAUAAAGUAGAUGUUGUUCUAGACCUGGGUUCUAGACCAUAUAAAGUAGACGUUGUUCUAGACCUGGGUUCUAGACCAUAUAAAGUAGAUGUUGUUCUAGACCUGGGUUCUAGACCAUAUAAAGUAGAUGUACAUGUUGUUCUAGACCUUGGUUCUAGACCAUAUAAAGUAAACGUUGUUCUAGACCUGGGUUUUCGACCAUAUAAAGUAGAUGUUGUUCUAGACCUGGGUUCUAGACCAUAUAAAGUAGAUGUUGUUCUAGACCUGGGUUCUAGACCAUAUAAAAUAGAUGUUGUUCUAGACCUAGGUUCUAGACCAUAUAAAGUAGAUGUUGUUCUAGACCUGGGUUCUAGACCAUAUAAAGUAGACGUUGUUCUAGACCUGGGUUCUAGACCAUAUAAAGUAGAUGUUGUUUUAGACCUGGGUUCUAGACCUUAUAAAGUAGACGUUGUUCUAGACCUGACCAUAUAA